UGACAACCGGGAAGAGCCUCAAAUACAGCCCGUCAGUCAGCCCCCAGUCUGACAGGGGCGCCUCAUUCAUGGGGCAGGCAGAGAGCCCAGCAGGUUAAGUUAGUGCGCCGUUGCGUACCCGCCCGCCCUGGUGCCAGCAUCGUGCGCCUUCCUUCCCGUCGCUGCUGCUGUUGCUGCCCGUCUGCCUGGCACUGCCGCCGCCAUGAGUCACCACGCCAGGCCUCAGCAGUAGGCAUCAAUCAAUCAGCAAGCAACCGUGCUCUGUCCUGGACUAUUCGAGGCAGUUGUCCUGAAUAAUUAAUUCUAAAUUGUUCAGCUGCGUCAUCAUGAUGUGUUAAAGUGAAGAAAUGUCCCGCGUCCUGCUCUCCUCUCCGCUCCGAUUAACCGCCCUCACCACCACCACCAUCAUCUCGGCGGCGGCGCGUCACGACGUUCCCGGCAUCGCCAUGGGCAUCCUCAACUCCUCCCCCCUCCGGCUCUUCUCGAGCUCGACAAACAAGCCGCAAGCCAAGAGCCCCCAGCAACGGCCAAGCGAAGGCGGCGGCCCCAGGCUCGUGUCCUACACGUCCAACCCCGUCCCCAUUCCCGACGACUUCCUCACCUCCUCCUCUUCUUCUCCUCCGCCUGCCGCAGCCGCCGUGUCCUCCCAUCCCAUCGACUUCGCCGCCUCGCCCCUCCCCGAGCUCGCCGGCCGCAUCGCCAUUAUCCUGCGCGACGUCCUCUCCCCCGCCGAGUGCGCCCGGCUCAUAUCCCUCGCUGAGGCGUCCGUCCCUCUGCGCGACGACACCGACAACGACAACAGUGGCGGCGACGGCGACGGCGUCAAGGCCUCCUCCGCCGCCUGGCGCCCCGCCCUCGUCAACCUCGGCAACGGGCUCGAGGCCCCCGCCCCAAACUACCGCGUCAGCGACCGCAUCGUCUGGGACCAGCAGGACCUCGCCGACAGGAUAUGGCGCCGCUGCCUCCAGGCCGACGACGGGCUGCGGCGGACGCUCGCCCGGGUCCCCGCCGGGUGGCGCGACGACGGCAAGGGCGAGUGGAGGCUCAAGGGCAUCAACAGGCGCAUGCGCUUCCUCCGCUACGGGCCCGGCCAGUACUUCAAGCCGCACUGCGACGGGCCGUACUGGUACUUUGAGGAGGAGGAGGAGGAGGACGGAGGAGGAGGCGGUCGUCGCGAGGUGCGCACCAUGUAUACCGUGCAUUUGUACCUCAACGAUUCGGCCGCCGAGUCGCCCACGGGCGAGGGUCACGUCGGCGGGGCCACCGCGUUCCUCUCGCGCGAUAGAAAGCGCAGGCUCGACGUCAAUCCCAAGGCGGGAAGCGUCUUGAUAUUCCAGCACGAGGGGCUGCUGCACGAGGGCGCGAGAGUGGACAGCGGCCUCAAGUACACGGUCAGGAUGGAUCUGCUGUAUAGGUGGGAGCCCGAGCAGACCGAGUCCAGCAGCCCGGCAUAGCCAUUAUAUUUGGUAGGGUAAACCUCGAAUAUCAUCAUGACAGGGGGCCAUUCCUCGUUCCCC
Molecule: messenger RNA, 1517 nt
Organism: Purpureocillium takamizusanense
Lineage: Eukaryota; Fungi; Ascomycota; Sordariomycetes; Hypocreales; Ophiocordycipitaceae
Exons: 1
Coding region: 348-1454 (368 amino acids)
Biological process (GO): peptidyl-proline hydroxylation to 4-hydroxy-L-proline
Cellular component (GO): endoplasmic reticulum
Molecular function (GO): procollagen-proline 4-dioxygenase activity; L-ascorbic acid binding; iron ion binding
Source: RefSeq, a predicted model, not a curated record